Messenger RNA from Ostreobium quekettii, 1581 nucleotides. NCBI's taxonomy places the organism in Eukaryota, Viridiplantae, Chlorophyta, Ulvophyceae, Bryopsidales, Ostreobiaceae. The record is from the annotation of a GenBank genome assembly.
AUGAGCGGGCAGCCAUCAGAAACUUGUACACUGGAGCAAAAUGCCUCAAGGCGGAGCUUCACCUAUGACAACGUCUGGAUAAGCACGGUGGCGGAGGAUGGAAGCGGGGAGUUGACGUGGGGUGCGAUCUGGGCCUCGUCGGGCGAGAAGAUUGGCGCGAAGUUGACUUUGGCGGUCGAAUCCCAGCAGUCCUCGCUAGUGGUGGAGCGUAUCAACGAUGGUGUUCUGCUCUUUGAGUUGUCACCGUCUAAAGAGUCGGUCUACAAGAUGGGUCCCACGUUGUUUAUCCUGAAGAUCGGAUUGAAGAACAAGGGGGCCCACUCUCACAGAGAGGACUUCCAGACAUAUGCAGCCCGAUUUUCUGAUGUGCCAGCAGCUGACAAGUUCCUACUGACGAUCGAGAUGGCCAGUCCUGAGAAGGCAAAGCAUGACUGGUUUCAGAAGAAGACCGAUCAGGGGAGUGCACAGAUGUACUUCCAUUACUAUGGGACCCUGCAGCACCAACAAAACAUGCUGCAAGACUACAUUCGCACAGGAACUUACUACUCUGCCUUCCUAAACAACAGGGUCGACUUUGAGGGCCAGUCAGUCCUGGAUGUUGGGGCCGGCAGUGGCAUCCUGUCACUUUUCGCUGCUCAGGCUGGAGCACGCAAGGUGUAUGCUGUUGAAGCAUCGGACAUGGCGAAAAUGGCACGGCUGCUGGCCGAGCAAAAUCCAGGCUAUGGGGAUUCCAUCGAGGUAGUGCAAGGAAGGAUUGAAGAGAUUCAGGUCGCCGAGAAGGUUGAUGUGUUGGUAUCAGAACCAAUAGGGACACUGCUUGUGAACGAACGUAUGCUGGAGACAUACAUCUAUGCCAGGGACCAUUUCCUGAAGCAAGGAGGCAAGAUGUUUCCAAGACUUGGCCGUAUCCACGUUGCUGCCUUUUCUGAUGAGAUACUGUACAAUGAGCUGUAUGGCAAGGCGUCCUUCUGGCUGCAAACCAAUUUUUAUGGGACCAAUGUGUCUGGUCUUCAUAGUGAAGCUGUGAAACAGUAUUUCCAGCAGGUGGUGGUGGAUGCAUUUGACCCAAGUCUACUGGUUUCCGCCUCGGUGAUCAAACCUGUGGACUUUGCGGAAGUUUCUGAAGAUGAGCUGUACAACAUUGAGAUCCCACUUCGCUUCACAAUAAUGCAUCCAUGCAUUGUCCAUGGCGUCGCCUGCUGGUUUGAUGUAUUCUUCGAUGGCAGCACAAAGGGUGAAUGGCUAAGCACAGCCCCUGGCCUCCCCAUCACACACUGGUUUCAAUUGCGAUGUGUCAUGGAGACUCCGCUUUGGGCUGUUGCUGGAAGUGAAGUCGUUGGCACCCUGAGGCUGGUGGCCCAUGCUUUUCAGAGCUAUGACAUCCAUGCAACCCUGGAAGUGCCACCAAUUGCUCCGGGACAACCGCAUCAAAAGGUGAGCGGUUUGUGGGAUCUGAAGGAGCCCUACUAUCGUCAAGUCAACAGCUGGUGGCCGGGCGCGGCACAGCCUGCCCAGCAGGCGCCCAACCCCAGCCAGCAGGACAGAGGGCCAGAGGCAGGUGCUAUGGACGCCGGGAGUUAA